AUGCCUCCCCCCGUUCAGACCUACUACAAGCCAAUCAAGCACCCCAAGGUGGGCGAGAACGGCUAUGCAGGCUUCCAUCCCGGCAAAGUCGAGAGACUACCCAAAGGAUGGCAGAUGUACGAAGACUCGCGCCCGCUUCCUUGCGACAUCAUCGUUGAGCACGACGUAGGCAUCAAGGUUCGAGAUGGCUGCGUGCUCUACUGCGACAUUUACCGUCCUGCCUCGACAGACAACGUCCAGACAGCACAAGAUCGAGUGCCUGCCAUCAUGGCCUGGAGCCCUUACGGCAAGAAAUACAGCGGCAUUCUCUCGAUGAAGCCCAUGCCGUUCGGUCUGGGUGUACCCAAAGGUACCCUCAGUGGUCUCGAGAAAUUCGAAGGCCCGGACCCAGCCGAGUACUGCUCGCGCGGUUUCGCGGUGGUCAACGCCGACUCGCGCGGCGCGGGCGACUCGGACGGAUACAUCUGCAUCAUGGGAACGCAGGAGGGAGAGGACGGGCACGAUGUCAUUGAGGCGAUUGCCAAGAAGGAGUGGUGCAACGGGAACGUCGCAUUGGCCGGCAACAGCCACCUUGCCAUCUGCCAGUGGUUCAUCGCUGCCGAGGCCCCUCCCUCGCUCAAGUGCAUCGCUCCGUGGGAGGCUUGUUCCGAUCUAUUCCGUGAACAGUUUGUGCGCGGAGGCAUUUGGGACUAUGGCCUCUUUGGCUUCAUCGAGGAGCACACGCACCGAAGCCGCAAUGGCCUGGAGAAUUUUCCCGAGAUGCAUGGGCGCAAUCCGCUCUCCAACCCGUACUGGGAGGACAAGCGCGCCGACUUUUCCAAGAUCCGCAUCCCUGCCUACAUCACUAGCUCCUACUCGGCCCUCGUGCACACGGUCGGCAGUGUUCGAGGAUUCAUGGAGCUGCCGACCGACCAGAAGUGGUUGCGGUGGGAUGCGUACCAGGAGUGGUACGAUCUCUGGGCCGUCCGAGAGUCGAUCGACGACCUGGCCAAGUUUUUCGACCGAUACCUCAAGAAUAUCGAUAACGGAUGGGAGCGAGACACUCCCAAAGUGCGGCUGUCUCUGCUAAAGUACGGCGAGGGCGUCGAACCUAUUCAGGACGUUGCCGUCCCGGAUUACCCGCUGCCGGAUACCCAGUACCGCAAGAUGUUCUUGCAGUCCAACGGCACCCUGUCGACGUCGGCUCCAAAGUCGCACUCAGUGGUGAGCUACGACUCGGAGAGCCCGAGCGACUUUGCAGGAUUCACCUACACGUUUGAGAAGGACCAGGCGCUGGCUGGUCUUGUACGAGCGAACUUGUACCUUUCGUGCGACGACAUGGACGACAUGGAGAUCUACGUGAUCAUCCGCAAGCUGGACAAGUCAGGCAAGGAGAUGCUCAACUUCAACCUGCCGUGGUCGUCCGUGCCGAUCAAGUCGUUCAAAGAGAUGUCGCCGCGCGAGAUGUCAAACCUGGUCGUCUAUCUCGGUCCAGUGGGCAUGCUCAAAGCCUCGCACCGCAAGAUCGACGAGAGCCGAAGUAUGCACGAGCUCUAUCCGUUCCAUCCCCACGACGAGGAGGAGAAGAUCGAACCCGGAACCGUCGUCGAGGUGCCCAUCUCGCUGUGGCCGAUGGGAAUUCAGUUCGAAGAAGGCGAGUCGCUGCGGGUUCAGGUCUCCGGUCAGAAGGUGCGCUUGCAAGAGUUUGCCUCGGACGGCGAAAAGGGCAUCAACCGCGGCAAACACAACAUCCAUCUCUCGAGCGAGUAUCCUAGCCACAUCAUCCUGCCCUUCCUUUAG
Molecule: messenger RNA, 1779 nt
Organism: Moesziomyces antarcticus
Lineage: Eukaryota; Fungi; Basidiomycota; Ustilaginomycetes; Ustilaginales; Ustilaginaceae
Exons: 1
Coding region: 1-1779 (592 amino acids)
Molecular function (GO): dipeptidyl-peptidase activity
Source: RefSeq, a predicted model, not a curated record